Molecule: messenger RNA, 8727 nt
Organism: Cladocopium goreaui
Lineage: Eukaryota; Dinophyceae; Suessiales; Symbiodiniaceae
Source: the annotation of a GenBank genome assembly
AUGCGUGAAUACCAUCUGCCCAACUAUGAUCCUCCUGAAAGUGACACCUGGGAAAGGUUCCAUCGAGAGUUCGAUCUAUUUGGAGACGAUGAUGAAGUUAGCAGUAGUUACUCCGAACCUCCUGUGAACCGUAUGCCACCAGUGCCACCUGUGGAUGAGACAGUUGAUCGCAGCACGCAUGCCAGAUCCAGGGAUUCGUUGAAGUGGCGAUGCUAUCAGUGUGGCUCGAAUCUGUUUACUUGGAACACCUCCUCUCAGAAGUGGACAUGCAUGGGUUGUCACAGCGCGGAUUUCUAUGACUCCACGCAACCUAGACGACAUGAGACUGCUGAGGGAUGCUGGGUUUAUGUGCCGAGGACGGGUUCAGAGCAGCAACAGCAACAAUGGGCGACACCGCAGUCUCCACCUUCUGACGGCGGGAUUUCUGGGGCGGAAUGGCAUGACAGCGAAAGCCAUACAACCGAUCCUGUGAUAGAUCCUGACAUGAUGAGCUCAUCAUCUCGAAGAAGACGCCGGAGACGUGGUCGCGUCGAUAAUCAACCGGAAGCCCAUGAGAUGCGUGCAACUGGACAAGAUGAUUUGGGUCUUUCGAGUGCGAAUCAAUCUCGCAUUGUGGACCUUUUGUCACAGCUGGUUGCAAAUCAGAUGAGAACAGACAAUAGCCAAGGUUCGUGGACAUCUCAGCGUGGGCCCGCACGUGGUGUGCGCUGGCGCGGUGGAACACCUCCAAGUCCACCUCUUUGGAAGAAUUCAGCUGACCUUCGUGCUUUCGCGAGAUGGGAGCGCAAGGUGGAAGUUUGGGCUUUGCAGAUGAAAGCGUUCAUGCCAGCAGCUGAUGCCGCACUUUCUUUGUUUACCUCCUUGUCAGGGGAGGCUGAACUGGAGACAGAGCAUAUCGAUCUGGAAAAGGUGCAUUCCAACGACGGCAUCAAGUACCUGGUUGAGACGCUUCGUGAACCUCUGCAACAAAAGGUCCUCUUCCAAAAACGGAAGCUUUUGUCGGACUAUGAGAACAUUUCCAGGUACCCCAACGAAUCAGUUCGGCAAUUUGCGAACAGAUAUGUGCGUGUGGAAAAGGAUUUGUCAGCCUUGGGAAUCAGCACAACUGGAAUGUACGAUGAUGAAGCUCGGGGAAACCGACUGUUGGAGCGGUCGAGACUUCCUUUGGAUCUCCAAAGGCUUGUUUUGAUAGGGGCCGGCAACAGUUUGAAGUUUGACUGCGUUCGAGAAUCGUUGAACUUUCAGUUUCCUGACCAUCGUCCAAGUCCUCCAGUUACAGGUUCUGGUCAAGUCACUGGCAAAUCCAAGGGAAAAGGGUUCCAAAGCACUUCAUCCUCUACUCCUUCGACAUUUUCUCAGAGCUCUUCAAGCACCGCAUCAUCGUCGUCUUCAUAUCGGUCUGGAUCCAAAGGACAGCAUCCAAAACGGGUGUAUCAGACUGAUCAGGUGGACGAAAUGGAACAGAUUCCUGAGGAAACUGGCGAUCAGGUUGAAGAUGGCUCUGAGCAAGAGUUUCAAGAUGCUGCCGAAGAAUGCGUCAAUGACGAGAACUAUGACCAGGCCGAUGAUCCGGCCGAUGGUGCUGAGGAUCAAGAUGAUCCAUCGGAGCUUCAGGACUUAGCCAAUGUCCUGACGGUGACAUCAAAGAAGCUGCAAUCGACCGUUUUGGGUCGCAAGUUCACUGGAAGACCCAGGUCGAUCGAAGAGAGAAAGCGGACCAGUACUUGCUCUACAUGCGGCCAGAUGGGCCAUUGGGCUGGCGACAGCGUUUGCACGGCCUCCAGCAAGGACAAGCCCAACUCCAAAGGAGCUGGAAAGCAUGGCAAGGAUGGCGGCAAAGGCAAACCUGUCAAAAAGGCGUUCAUGGUGGCCUUCCCUGGGGAGCUAUGUGAUGAACCACAUCUUCAAGAUCCAUCAGUUAGCAAUCCAGUUUUGGGGACAAGUUCAUCUUUGGGUUCAAGUUCAUCAUUGUCUACCCCUUCACCAUUGGGAAAUCCUUCCACGUUUUUCACUUUUACCACUGCCCAUAUGGUAGAGCAAGAUCCCUUCAACCUCUACAUCACGGAAGUUAUUGACUUUGCGGGGUACAUGAUCAUAGACACAGCAUGCCAAAGAUCCUGUUGUAGUUCAAGAUGGUUGGAUGUUCAUGCCAAGAUCCUCUCCCAGUAUGGCCUCAAGCCUUACAUGUUGGAUGUCACGGAUGAUUUUCAGUUCGGCUCAGGUGGCAUCCAUCGAGCGUCCAAGCGAGCAUAUCUGCCAGCAGCUUUGCCAGGUCAGCAGUCAAAUGGGCUGUUGUUGGGAGUCAGUGUUUUAAAAGAUGCUCAGAUUCCUUUCUUGGCAAGCAACACCAUGUUGGAGAAGCUUGGAUGUGUGGUUGAUACAGUUAGAAAUCGUUUGAAGUUUGAGUUCAUUGGCGUUGACAUUCCACUUGAUCGCAUUCAUGGACACUAUGCAGUCAGCAUUGUGAAUUUUUGGCAUGGUAUUUCACGUUUACAUGUUUGGCAAGAAUUGUCUUCUGGAAAGUUUUGGAUGGCACCUGACCCGGAAGUGAUCAUUGCAGCACCUGUUGCACAAGAUCUUCCAAUCAAAAGCCCAGCCGAUGAACUCCACGAACGUUCCUCCAGAAUGGCUGAUUCGUUGGAGACGACUGGUGAAGCGGAUGAUGACCCUCUUCCUCCGCACCUUGCGCAGUAUGAGCAGGAUGGUGGGCAUGGGACUGGCACCGAGAACAUGGCUCACCAUGUUGGAGCAGCAACUCAUGAUGGAGGAGGACCGAAUGACCAGGCAGGAGCGAGUACGUCCCUUGCCAGCUCUGUGCACCCAUCCAGAGUUCCGAAGGUAUGGCAACAAGUCGGGCAGGUACAGCCAGUGUCUGCAAUGCCGCCAGACUUUCAAGUUCAACACCGACCUUCAAGGAUGGGAACAAUUUGGAGAGCAGUCGUCACGGCCCUCAUCGCAGUUGCCACUGCCAUCUCCUUCGAAUAUCCUGCCAGCCAAGGGCCGGAGCAAGGGCAAAUCGACCAAGGGUUCCACGCCCAAGGUCAAACCAUCGUCGAGGAGGCCGAGAACUUCCAGCCAGGAGCUCACACCAUGGGAAGAAGCUGGAAUGCCCCAGGACGAGUGGGAACUUGCGAUGAGCCAUAUGCCAAUCGAUUCGGAAGACAACGACCCUUACCAGGACGAGUACCAGGACGAUCCGUACGACUGGGAGGGAAGCCUAUGAAUGAUCAUUGGGAGAUCACACCUGGAGCUUGUAUAAGGCAUCACGUGGAGCCGCGGUGCCAGCUCUUUGACCCAUAUGAUUCAGAAUGUCCUGUCCCUCUCCAUCGCCUUCAACAUGUUUGCGUGGUUGAGAUGCAGCUGCAUGAUGGCAAUACUGAGGUGGUGCGAUAUAACUGGACAACAGGGUCCAGACAGCAGUCCUCAGAGCCUUGGACCGGACGAACCAUCUUCAAGUUCAAGGACAAGACUCCAUGCUCACUGACCAAUGCAACAAAACGAGGUUUGCUGCAACGACUUCGUCAUGCGAUACAUCUUCACAACAUCGAGAAUGUGAUGAUGUCCAGUCAGAAGCCUCGCACCAAGAUUUCCAAGGUUGACCUCUUGGAGACUUUUGCAGGUUCUGCCAAUGUCAGCAAGCUGGCCUCGAGAUGGGGUCUCAAGACCUUGAUGCCUGUGGACUACAACACCGGCUUUGACUUGGCAGACCGAAAAUGUCAGAAGCAGGUUCAAGAAGCCAUUGAUCUACAUCGACCUCUGCUGCUUUUGAAUGAAAUUGACUGCAGACCUUGGACAUUGCUUCAGGACAACACCAACUAUGUCAACAGACCAGAUGAGCUUGCAGCCUGGCGAGCUGAGGUCAGACCCAUGAUCGAAAAGAUCGUCAAAUGGUGCGAGCAACAAGAUCGUGACGGUCGUUUCUGGCUGAUCGAAAACCCUGAAAGGAGCAGACUGUGGGAUGAACCUUCCUUGCGACGAUUGCUUGAAAGAUCAACAUCACACAUGGUGACAUGUCAUGCUGGAGCCUAUGGAGCGACUAACUCCAAAGGCCAGAUGAUCCGAAAAGGUCACAAGUUUGCUGGGAAUUGCCCACAUGUACUUGAUCUAGUACAAGAGCGGCUAUCUCCUGAAGAUCAACGACACUGUGUGCCACUUCAAGGCCAUGAGACCACGUUGAGUCAGGAGUACUGCCCCGGAUUGGUCGAAGCCAUUGUCGACGGCCUCUACAAGACAGCGUUUGAAGUUGACCCUGGACGUUUCCAUCAACCACCACAAGAGUUUAUAGCUUUUGCUGUUGACAACUUCAACGUUGAUGAGGACCUAGACAAAUGGCAGAACAUCUUCGACUCCACUGAGGCACUGUUCAGAAGGACCUCUCACAAGACAAUUGUGCUUUCACACUCUGAUCCACUGUGGCGUGAGAUUGAGAAGUUGGUUCCCUGGCACAGCAUUGAGCGGAUUCAACUUGCUCUCCAACCUGCAUUGCACCGUUUUCCAACACAUGUGCCGCAUACCCACAGGGGUUCAGCCUUGCUAUACAACGAUGGAACGAGACAGAUCGUCUCUGAAGACCUUGGUGACCUUAGAUUUCCCAAGGGCAGAUUCCACAAGCCAGUGAACAUCGGCAUAUUUUGGUUUGGUAUGGCCCUGUCACCAGAUCAACUGCCAGAACCUUCCCAACCUGCACCAGGACCACCACAUCCUGAAGAUGACCCUUUGAAGCGGGCAGACAUCAGAGAUUCCGACAUCACCUUCAAGAAUUCCAUCAACUACGGUGCCGACCUGAAGACUUUGGUCGCACGGAUGCAUCGGAAUCUUGGACGCCCACCAUCAACAGAGCUAAAGAAGUUGAUGGCCAUGAAUGGCAUUUCGAGCCAGAAGGUGCUGUCAGCUGUAGAUGAUUUGGUUUGCGCAUCAUGUUUGCGGACAAGACCACCAACAAAGCCAGCUCCAGCAUCUAUGCCUCGAUCCAACUUCAGACAGUUUGCAGACGAGAUCCAGUUGGACAUCGUCUAUAUCAGGGACGUCGCAGGUAACAAUUACCCAGUCCUUGGAAUCAUUGACGAGUGCACCCAUCUGCAUCAAGCAUGUCUUUUGGAGUCCAGGUUUCCUGAAGAGAUCACUCGGCAGUUCAUUCGAACAUGGGCUCAACCUUUUGGUUUUCCUUUGGUCUGCCGGUUGGACGCUGAUGGCAGUUUCCGAGGAGCCUUCGAAGAGUAUCUCGACACUACAGGAACCUUUACGGACUAUGUGCCACCAGAGGCACACUAUAGAAUGGGCCUGGUGGAACGCCACAAUGCCACCUUGCGAUCCAUUGCGGAACGCAUCAUCGAUGCACAUGGGAUCGUUGGCCCUGAGCAGAUGGAGCAAGCCAUAGCUGCCACCACGUUCUCAAAGAAUGCCUGCACGUGGUCAAGUGGACGUCCUCCGUUCAUUGCAGCUUUUGGCAGAAUUCCUCGACAUGGAGGCUUGGACCUUUUGUCAGAUCAGCAUGGUUUGGCAACUGGCGGCACUCGUGAGCACAUGCAGCAGCUGGCCGACAGUCUCCGUGCAGAAGCCCAACAGCAGAUUGCUGCCAUGAAUGUGGACUCAUCGUUUCGACGAUCACUGCUGCGAAAGGCAAAGCCAACUCCUGAGGAUGAGUAUGUCAUUGGUGACACCUUGGCAUAUUGGAGGUGGACUGCACGAAGCGGCCGCAAAAGAGGUGGCUAUAAACUGGCCCGAAUGCUGGGCUUCGAUCCAGAUGGCAAGUCCCUUUGGGUUCAGUCUGGCACCAACACCAUCAAGUUGGCCCGAGAGCAGGCCAGAAAGGCCUAUGGCUUUGAGGCAUGGCACCCCGAUCCUGCUGAUCUUCGUGCCCUUAGAACAGCCUCUGACAACAUCAAGAAGGGCAUCUUUGAAGAUGAGACGUUGCCCGUGGCCGAUGAUCCAUAUCAAGAGCUUGGCAACGAUGACAACCUCAAAGAAGUCGAACCAGACUUCAUGCCACCAGUCUUUACUCCAGUACCAGAUCCACUACUUGAACAACUUUCUCAAGUACGACAACAACCUGAUUCAGUGCAACCGGAUCAAGGAUUCAUACAACCUCAACUGCCAAACAUACAACAAUCACAGUCAGUAACCCAGCAACAUCAACAUAUCACAAUAGAAGUCACAUCCCCAACAUACAAUCAACAGAACAUUUUACAGCAGCAGCAGAACAACACUUUUGGCAUGACAGCAGAACAGUUGAGACGGCCAACUGUUCGAACACCAGUGCGUCGAGCAGCACGCUCACGUACACCUAACAGAGCAACACCGAACAUACGAGAUGAACAACAGCAUGCACACAACACACCAGCAACCGGCACUGGAGCAGACACACCUCCACUGCCAGCAGUACCGGCAGAACACACAGAGACAGUUGAGAUCUCAGACACAGAACCAGAGCUAGGACAACAGGUCCCAACAACACCUGAAGCUCUGGCACAACAGGCACACCAACAAAGAGCAACAGCCAGCUCUGACACAAGCCGACAAAGACAAGACAAACGACCAGGCGAGCCUUUGCCUGAUGCAACACGCAAACGAGACAUGCCAGAGCAAGCACAACAAGCCAGCGCAGCAGCGUCGGCAAUAGAACCAGCACAGCCGGCAGAGAAGUCACACUCUGCCCUUACAGCAAACAAUGUGACAAGCACAGACUUUUACAGCAUGCAGACCGCCAACACGGUGGUUGGAAUUCAACAGCAUACAAGCCCCAAGCACUGCAGAGCAUUCCGUACAGCACAGCAAGCACCCAUGCAGAUGUCAGACGAAGGCAUCACACUCAACAACAAGCACUUCGACGGCACAACAGACAUCUACAUGCCAUAUGCAUCAACAACAUGCUUUAAGGCAUACAAAGCAAGUGCCGAAUACCAAGGUGAUGGAAUGAGUGAUGACUCAGACGCCUCACAGGAAGACAUGUCCAGCUCCAAGCCUCAGCUAUCUCCACUGACACGCCAACAACAAAAAGCCCUUGACAAAGAAUUACCUUGGCGUGUGAUCGUUGAAAAGGGUGGCGACUACCUGGCUGAGUUUGUCAAAGCGGCACAGGAUGAGGAGAAGUCUUGGAUGAGAUUUGGUUCUGUUGAGCCAAUUGACCAGAAGACUGCAGAUCAAAUCAUGUCCACAGCGAAGGGUCGCAAACGAGUCCUUCGAUCCCGUGCAGCGUAUCGAGACAAAGCCAAAGGAUGUGGACCCCUCCGAGCGAAAGCUCGAGUUGUGGCUUUGGGUUGCUUGGACCCUGACCUUUACACCUUGGUCCGCGAGAGUGCUACUCCAUUGCGGCAGUCAGAGAUGUUGGUUUAUGCCAUUUUCAUUUCUGGCCGAAACAGGAAGAUGAACCGCGAUGGUGCAGUUUGGUAUCUUUGGUGUGGCGAUGUCAAAACCGCCUUCCUCCAAGGGGAACCAGAUCCUCGAGAUGAGCCCUUGUAUCUGGCACCACCAAGAGACCAGAUUAGCAUUCUUGCAGAAGUUUUCACUGCACCCUUGUACCUUGUCAAGGGGAACAUCUAUGGUUUAGUCAAGGGAUUUGCUGAAGAGAUUUUGGUAGCUGUCGCCGUGGUCUAUGUGGAUGACUUUUUGGUCACAUUUUCAGACCACUUCAACAAGAAAGAUCUGCUUAGCCUUUUCAGUUGGGGUUCGCAAAACACGCUGACCACAGACCAGCCAUUGGAGUUCAAAGGCAAGGAGAUUCACCUGCGCUAUGACAAUGAGAGGCAACAAUAUGUCCUUGACUUGAAGCAGGAGAAGUUUAUCCAGGCCUUCAAGAGCGGCAACAUCCAGGGAAAGAAAACUGAAGUUUUGAAACAAGACGAUUUCCCUGAAUACCGUUCAGUGGCAGGAAGCCUUCAAUGGGUCGCAGGACAGACUCGUCCUGAUGUGGCGGCGACAGUCAGUCUUCAUAGCAAAGGCGGCAAGGCGACCUAUGCAGACCUGGCUGCGAUGUAUGAAGCCGUGGAUCACUUGUGGAAGACCAGUGACAAAGGCUUCACCAUGAACCCAGCUGCAAUAGAUGACUCCACCUUGGUCAUCACCUAUGCGGAUUCUUCUUGGGCCAAUGCGGAGAACUACGCAUCGCAACAUGGGUGUCUCAUUUUGUUUGCAGAUGCGAAGGCGACAGAUGUGGCCUCUCCUGCAUGCCUGGUGGAUUGGAAGAGCUCAAGGUCGGGCCGUGUUUGCCGAAGCACCUUGGCAGCCGAAGCAAGCGCUGCAGAUUCAUCAGUGGAUCGAUCCAGCUUUGUCAACCUCAUGCUCUCCGAAAUCCUCCAGAGAACAGCCUCCUUCAAGAUCUCCAAGCCAUUGCGGAUGCUGCAAGUGACGGAUUGCAAGUCAUUAUACGACAGUAUCGGCUUGGAACCUGGUACGACGGCCUAUCAAGAGACCGCACAGAUGCUGCGCCAGCUUUGCAAUGCAACUAACGAAGCUAUUGUGAAGGGCACGGAGGAGGAUGAUGAUGAUGAUGAUGAUGUUUUGUGGCACUAUGACCUCCAGAUGCUCUGAUGGCGGAGAUGAAUUAGCGGAAAACACAUUGAUUUUGGCAAAUGGCUGUUUUGCAGCGCAUUCAGCCCGUCUUGAAUCUGAUUUGCUUUCCUUUUUGACCUACGAUGUUAUACAUAGUUCGCUUAUGUGCGAGAGUGCAGGGAGUAGCAAAAUGUUACUAACCCUGCGCUGGCUUUGUUUUUCUUUUGGGUAUAUUUGUGC